Molecule: messenger RNA, 6986 nt
Organism: Seminavis robusta
Lineage: Eukaryota; Bacillariophyta; Bacillariophyceae; Naviculales; Naviculaceae
Source: the annotation of a GenBank genome assembly
GGUCUAUCCAUCGACAGCUCCAACUCGGCACUCGGCACACAAACUGCCUUGAUCGAUCGAUACGGUGCAGAGCGAAUGGUUACCCUUGGUCGUGUGUGUGUGUGUUGCUUCAUGUAUGUUGUUGAUGGCAGCAACACAGAUCCAUUCAUUAGUUGCUACCAGUACUGAGAUCGGUACGGUGCCCCCAUCCCUUGGCCAAGAGGCACCAGCUACCGGUAGCUCGAGGACAGCUAGCUAGUUUGUUGUGCGUUUCUGUUUUCUGCUGGACGCCCUUUCAUUAUCAAUUGCCCAGACGAAGUCGAGAGGGCCAUCCAUCGAUCUACCCGUUGUUUGUUUGUUUGUCAUCCGAUUGAGUGCGAGAACAACAAAGUGCCAAAUUUUUCAGGAUAUCUCAACCAUACAAAAGUUGUGUGUGCUACCCAAGGCCACCCAAGGCGAAACCACCUGAUUCGAUUCCCACGAGACAGAUAUCUAGGUGGUCUCCAGAGGCGGUUUGUUUUCCCUAGCUACCUCCAUAGCUUCAUUAUCUCCGUAUACCCCCAAGUCUUUCUCAUUUUAUCUGAUCAAGUCAGACAGAAGGGAGGAAACCAAACCAAACCAAAUCAAAUCAAGGUGCCACAAGUUCCAAUUAUUUUUCUUCGGUCUUCUAUCCAUCCAUCAGUACCCAUAACAACCCCUGUAUACCCCCACUCCAUCUAUCUGAUAAUCAAUCAUGUCCUCCUCUGAAGACGAUUUUGAAGCCCGGCAACAGGCGGCGCGCGAACGAGUUCUUGCCUUUGAACGAGUGCAGGCGGAAAAGAAGAAACAAAAACAAGAUGCCGCCCUUCAAGCGCAUUAUGAAGCCAUUGAAAAGAAACGGCAAACCACCAUUGCCCAAGUGGAAGCGUUCCAUGACAGUCAAUCCAGCUUUGCCGGAGUGGAUCCCAAUGAUUUGGUCAUGUAUUCGCCAGAACAAGACGAACCAUCCGAAAAUUCUGCCAAGCAAGAAGAAGAAGAUCCCCUGCAAUCUACUACAAAUACCACAACUGCUGCUGCUUCCAGCAAUACUAAUACUAAAACGCCAGAAGCAAUAAAGGCGGAACAAUCAAAGGCAUUGGCAGCCAAAUUGGCCCAAGAAGAUGAAGAGCGGCGGGCCAAAAUUCAGCUCGUCCAAGAACAAUCCAAACUCUCGGCCGAAGAGCGUCUCAAAGCGCGGGAACGGUUGCGAGAACAGCAACGAUUGGAACAACAGCGCCUGGCGGAUGAACAAAUCAAUCAAACCAAGGCACACAUGCAAGAAUUGGCACGCAUUGCACAGGAACAACAAGAACGAUUAAUGGCAUUGCAACGCAAAGCGGCCCCGGCUGUGGAACAAGCAGGCGAAAGUGACGACAAUGCGUUGGAACCCCGCGGCAAGCGAAAGUCGACCCAUGUCAAGGUCAAACAACAACGAGCGUCGGAUGACGAUUGGGAUGCCGAUAAUGUUUCCGUCAAUAGUCGAUCUUCCAUUACCGAAACCAAAGAACGAACGCUUAAAAAAAUGGCACGUGCCCAGAAAACAAAGGACAUGGCAGCCAUUGAGGAGCACGAAGAAUCCAGUAGUCACAACCACAAUGAAGAUUUUUCCACUCCAAAAUUCCGAAAAUACAAGGGAAAACGACAUUCUACGUAUAUUGAUGCCAAUCGAGGAGGAAGCAGUGGAUCACUCCCCGAUAUGGAUUGGCAAGAUCCUGUGGCUGUUAUGGAACAGGAUUAUUCAAGUCGAUCGGAAAUGGCCAGUUUCAGUAGCAUAAACGAGGAGGAUAUUGCUGGUGGUGGCGAGGGUGUGUUCGUGUCCACUCCAAAAUUCCGAAAACACAAGGGAAAACGACACUCUACAUAUGUGGAUGCUUCCAGAGGAUCAAGCAGCAGCAAAGGAGGAUUAGUGGAACCGGAUAUGGAUUGGCAAGACCCCGUUGCCAUUACUACCCGUGGUAGUUUGAAAGAACAAGAUUUCUCCAAAUUGGGGGGAGCCAGUCUCAGCCACAUUCAGGAUGUGCAAGUCAGAGAUGUGGACUUGUCCACCCCAAAAUUCCGAAAAUACAAGGGAAAACGACAUUCUACAUAUGUGGACACUGGCAGAGCAAGUAGCAAAGGCUCAGCACCGGAUAUGAAUUGGCAAAAUCCCGAGGCAAUUUCCAGUGAGUUUAGCGAGUUGCAAGAAUAUGCCAAGAAAUUGCGGGCGCAGCAAGAGGCAGAAUGGAAUAACGACGAUGAUGACGAUGAUGACGACGAAGAGGUCAACAUGGAACAAGAUGAAAGCAAGCGCAGCGUCAAAAAAUCCUCUUCGAAACGAGGAGGGAGGAGAGCCCCGCCUCGCAGACAACGGUCGUCGUCGUUGGGUGCAAUGAAUCGUGCAGCGGGUGGACUGCAGCGGUCAAAGUCGAGUGAUGAAACUGAUCCAAGUCCCUCUCCAGACUUUAAUUGGAGCAGUUUUGGCAACAAACCCGACAAGAAACAGAAAGGUCUCAAACGAAAUUCCACUGCUAUUGGCAUGACGUCUCCCAAAAAGGAACGUGCUGGACGACGAAGUACGAUGGCUGUGGCAUCCACAGCGCCCACUUCGCGAGGACGACGAAACACCACAAUCGGCACGGCACCCACACGAGGAAUCACACGACAACGAUCGUCCUCCUUGUCAGACAUGAAACGAGGACGCGGCCGUAAAAAGAGCAAGGAACGCAGCGAUCGUGGACGGAGCAAAAGUGCGAGUGCUCGUAGCAGGAGUCGCAGUGAAUCCAGAAAUCGUCGCAAGUCGACCAAGUCCAAAAAUAAAGACACUUCGCCGUCGAAAGACAAGGCCACUCCCAAGCGAGGUUUAACACGACAACGAUCUUCGUCCUUGUCCGAGCUACGUCCAGGGCGUCGCGGUGGAGAUUCGACCCGGUCAAGGAGCCCAAGCGCCGAUAGUCGCAAAGGCAAAGACAAGAAGGACAAGGAUAAACGCAAGUCAGUACGUCGGCGUGACCGCAGUCGAAGCAUCAGUGUGGGUCGCAAAGGCAGUGGUGGCAGUAAAGACAAAGACAACAAUAGUAGCAAAUCUUCCCUGGAUGGUGUUCUUUCCUCUCCUAAGAAAAGCAAAAGCAAGGGAGACAAAAACGAUGCACCGAAGCGACGCGGUAUCACUCGACAAAGAUCAUCGUCCUUAUCGGAACUGCGAAAUCAUCGUCGGGACCGAAAAUCGAAGGAUGAUGUUGAGAACGAUGCUCCAGAAUACGACCCGACAAUCAGAAAUGAUGAGAAUGUGCCAAAAACAGCAAUCUUCGAUUGGAUCUCACACAGUAAGGAUGCCAUAGGCCGGUUGGAAUCGAAAAAGGCGGCUCUUGAAGAACGCCGUAAGAAAAAGAAGCUCCAGCGAAAAGCGUUGCGAGCUCUAGAGAAGCUCAAGAAAAAGGAAAGGAGCCAGAAUAGCAUGGACGAAUCAAUCAAUUUGGAUUCCUUGCUCUACCUUGGUGAAGACGGAGAUUAUGCUGGGAAUGAACCUAGUUUCGAUAUGAGUGCCACCGGUAGGCCCAAUAAGCUUCUGGGAGGUUCUGAAGAAGACGAAGAAGAACCACCAGACCCUGACUUCGACUUUAGUGCAACUGGUAAACCUCAGCUGCCAGGUGUUCCUCCAAACGACAACAAGGACCCAACAAACCCCGUUGAGGAUGACGAGGAGGAAUGGGAUGAGGCGUGGGACGACGAAGCGGAGUGGGAAGACGGAGCCGACUGGGACGAUGGUGACUGGGAUGAGGACGAACAUGAAGAGGACAGUUCCCCUGUUGUGGAUGGCCCCGAUGAUGCGAAACUGCAGGAAAUGGCAAACGCCGAGAACUUGACGACAGCAGCCGACGCAACGGAUCAAGAGCAAAAGGCGGACAAUCGAGCUCUCAGCGAGAAGGAGAAGUCAGACGCGCCAACGUUGCAGGCAGCGGAGGAGAAUCGUUCUUCAGAAGUGCCGAGCGAGAGCAGCGAUGGCGGAAUUGAUGGAAAAGAGGAAGCAUCAAGCCCAGCCACGCCCGAGAGUAAAGGGCCGGAAUCUGAAACCAAAACACCACCGACAGAUGUGUCUACAACAGAGACAAAUGUCGUGACAUCCAGUGAUGCAGAACCGACCAAAGCGGAAUGCAAAGAAUCAGACGCCACCAGCAAAACAGACUCAGGAACUGGAAAGGACGACGAGGGAAAAGACGCCGAUGAGCAUGUACAAACUGAAGAGGAGACCAGCAGCAAGGACAAAAGCGCGCCUUCUCCUGCCGAGAACCCGAAACCAAGUGAUCAGAAAGCCAACGGUGAAGGAAAUAAAGCAAGCGAUACGUCCAAGAAGGAGGUUUCUACUGUUGACAAGAAAGUCGAUCUUAACACCAAAGCGAACACUGGAACCAAGAAAGCAGCAAAACCUAAUGCCCAGCAGGCAAAAGCAAAGGUCCCGCCAAAGAAGCAAGCUCCAAAGGCAGCCGCCAAGCCAAACAACCAGGCGGCAAAGAAAACCGAUAACGCACAGACGGAGACCAAGCCAAACGACCAACAAGCAAGCGCAAAAAGCGAUCCGAAGAAAGGUGCUCAAACCACACCAAACAACCAGGCAAAAGCAAAGAUCCUUCCAAAGAAGGGCGCCCAGAAUGUCGCAAAGCCAAAUAACCAGCAGGCGAAAGCAAGUGCAAACAGCCCCCCACAGAAGGCAGUGACGAAGGCCACGCCAAAGAAAGCUGUUGACACAAAGACAAACAAACAACCGGCUAAGGCAAAUGCAGAUUCGUCGAAGGAGCCGCAGGCGUUGGCGAAGAACAAUCAGGUGCAGGGUUCACCCAAGGGUUCUCCCAAGGGUUCUCCCAAGGGUUCACCCAAGGCUGCAGCAAAGAAUGAAAGCCCAACUGCACCGAAAAAGGCAGCGCCACAAGCAAACCCGCCGCCUCCUAAGGCUGGAGUACAAAAAGGAAGCACUAAAGGAAAGCCGACGUCGGCAACUGCGGUUCCUCCAACGAAACUGGGAAGUCAAGUACCAGUAAAACCGGCUACUGCUGCUGCGGAGAACAAAAAGGGAGCUGCCCCUCACAGAAAGUCGGCCGAACACACGGGGACGGCCAAAGCCAACGCUGCUCCGGUUGCCCCUCGCAGAAACUCGGCCGAACACACGCCAACAGCAGAAGAUUCUGAUGUCAAGGAAAGCAAGAAGGACACGCCGUUGUCGCCAAAGAGAGCUUCCCAGAAACCGUUGCAGCAGGCUCAAGAGCAAGCCCAAGAGCAAGCACCAGCAGUGGACGAAAGUCAAAAUGCAGAUGGAGGCAAAAAGCGUGGAAGCAUAUUCGGCAAGGUCGUGAAGGGUACAAAGAAUCUGAUCAAGGGAAAGCGCUCGUCUGUCGUGCCCAACAAGAGCGAAGACAGUGAAGGAAAGGACGACGCAGAUCCGGCGAAGACACCUUCGGAAAAGACCGAACCAGCUGACAAGAAGAAAAUGCCCCCCCGCAAGCCAUCGAGGGGACAAACUUCUGCUGUCACAAAGGACGACGGUAAAGCAGGAAAGGACCUGGCAGCGGCGUCAGCGUCGAAGGCAUCGGCAGAAAUGCCCGGAGAGAACAAAAAGGUCGCAAAGACGAUGCCUCCACGCAAGCCAUCGAAGGGGCAGAUCCCCGGAAAGAAGCCUGAGAAGGGAGCAGAAGGUCCUCCGAAGAACCCUGUUCAGAGUCCGGAGACGGAGACAGCUGAUUCCAAAAAGGAAUCAACGACCAAGCAAAUACCACAGAAGGGAGCCGCGAAGCAACAGAAAGCCUCACCGCCAGGGGAAGCUCCCAGCAAAAAGGCACAAGCUGCCAAGAAGGCGCCGAUUCAGAAAGGUGCCAAGAAACCACCUGUCCAAAACAAAGGACAAGGUAGGCCCACAGCUGCCAAGACAGCCGCCAAGACACCAGCGGACGAGCCGAAGCGAGGUGUCACCCGUGAGGGACUUUCGGACAUGGUGCGAGGGAAGAUUCGCAAGGGCUUGGAGCCCAAAGCAAAGAAACCACCUACCAUGCCUGCCGUACCGCAAGCCGCCAGCCUUGAAGAUGAGGACGAAGAAGACUACUCGGAAAGUCCCCUACGAACGUUUGAUACUUAUGAGGAUGAGCUCACUUUGGAGCAGUUGCGGGCCAAGGUUGCCAAACUCGAGAAGCAACUCAAGAAUGCUGAAGCGGCAGAAACCCGUGACGUUGAAGAAGUGGUACAGUCAGGACGUGUCAUGUACGAAAAGAUAUCGAAGAAGGCCGAGAAUGUCUCCAACCUUCCUGAUGAUACGAGCCAACUCGACCAGGUUCUUCAGCGUAACAACGAGAUCGUGAAAUACUUGAAGGAAGAAAACCAGAAGCGUCGUGACGAAAACCAAAAGAUCAAGACCGAGUUCUUCGACCUACACCAAAAUACACUGCGGCUGGAGAAAGCAACGGGACAGACGCUGGGAUACCUGGAAAAGUUGGAAGACGUCUACUACCAGCGAGAGUUGGACAAGAGACGAACUCUGCUGGCAGGUUUGACAGCGUGUAAAGAAGCAGAGGACAAGUAUACCAACGAGUGGGAACGUCGAACUAGUCAUUGCGACGUUCAGAAACGAAUUCGGACUUCAUAUGAAGAUCACAUCAAAAGACUUGUGACGAAGGUUGAAGACAGAUAUCCCGAUGGAGCCUUUGUCGAGCGUAUCCAAGAUAUCGCCGCGGGAAAACGCGACGAGGAUUUUGCGAACAAGACCUUCAUUGAGAUUAUGGAAGAAAUAGCUGAAAGAAAACGAGUGACCGACGGGCAAAAGAACACGUCUGAUCAGGCAACAACGAGUGCUGCGGAACAAGGCAAAGACGGCGAGGAUGAUGCACUGGCGAACCUUGCCCCUGACGAACAGGAACGAGCCAACCUCCUCAUGGCGAAUAUGGCCAGCCCAAUUCAGAACUCACAAAGCGACAUGAAUGUUGAUGUAAAGGUAGAAUCGUAACGAAACUUAAUACAUUAGUUGUAACAUU